AUGAACAUGUUGGACGUUGAAGACGACGGCCUCUACGUCACACUUGAAGGCUACUCCCAUCUGAGUGACUCAGAAUGGGAGAUAGUCGGCCGCAUGAGUGUGCUCGUGGGCUCAACCGCCAUCAGUGGCAUGUUGGAGUCUUUAAACAGAGACAAGCAACGUGCCGACAUCAACAAGUUCCUACAAGGGUAA
Molecule: messenger RNA, 192 nt
Organism: Peronospora matthiolae
Lineage: Eukaryota; Oomycota; Peronosporomycetes; Peronosporales; Peronosporaceae
Source: the annotation of a GenBank genome assembly